AAACAACAACAACAACAACAAAGCACUGACGAUAAUACUACCAAUACGAGUACAACUGCUUCAACAAAAGGAAAUGGUAACGCAAACGUGAACGGAUCAAAACCUUUGGCCAAAUCUUCACCUCAAUCUUCAUCAAAACCUACCUUUGCUGCUGUAGCUAAUGUCUCUUCCAAGCAAGGUCAACAAAGCUCUAGAAAUGCAUCUGUGCAACUCCCAAGGGCACCACCUGUAGAUAAAUCUCCCAUUCAAUUUGGUUCGAUCAAUCAAACAUCAGAAAAUGCUACUGAGCCUGUUACAACUACUACAACAAAGCAGGAAGAACAAUCAUCGGAUUCAAAAAUGACUUUUGGUACCGUUUCUGUAGAUAAAUCAUCUUUACCGCAAUCCCCUCAACAACCUCAGUCACAACCUCAACCAUCCGUUCCUUAUUCACAACAACGAAGAGACUCUACACAUUCAAACCAUUCAGUUGGUGAACAUUCUCCAGCUCAAUCUCCUCAUUAUCAAAACAAUAACAACAAUAACACUAACCGACAUUAUGGUUCCCCACGACACUACAAUCAAGGAAAACAUAUGAAUGCAUCUUAUUCUCCCAACAUGACUAAUGCUCAACCUGGUUAUAUGCCUCAUCAUGCAAAGAAACCCAUGUCACCUCAUAUGGCUUCUACUUCACCUUCUGCUCAAAAUAUUCCCGUUGCUCAGAAUUCAUGGACAAACUCAAUACCUGGUCAAUAUUAUGUUGCACCCAAUUAUGAUCAACGACCUCCUCCUCAAGGUUAUGAUGCUGGACCUCCUCAAUAUUAUACUUACAAUCAAAUCCCAGUACCAACAUAUACUCAACCUGGCUCUCGUCAAAAUGGUGGUCAACAAAAUUUUGUCCCUCAAGCAGCUCGUACAAGCAAAGCCAUUCCUAUCAUCAAUCCUGCUACCAUGGCUCCUGUCAAGGCUGAUCCAUUGGCUCCUGCAUCGACUAGUCCCUCCAUUUCCAAAACCAAAAGUCCCGUUAGUUCUGACAAGAAAGAAAAGGAUUUCAAGAUUCAAGCCUCACCAUCUCCUAAACGUGGCAUCACCAUUGUUGAUCCUGCUGUCAAAGAAUUAGAAGAACGUGAAAAGCGGGAAAAGGAAGAAGCUGAACGUAAGGCCAAGGAAGAUGAAGAACGCAGAAUCAAGGAAGAAGAAGAACGCAAGAUCAAGGAGGAAGAAGAACGCAAGGCAAAAGAAGAAGCUGAGCGAAAGGCUAAGGAAGAAGCUGAACGUCUUGCCAAGGAAGAAGCUGAACGCAAAGCCAAGGAAGAACAAGAACGUAAAGCCAAAGAAGAAGCUGACCGUCUCGCCAAAGAAGAAGCUGAUCGCAAAGCCAAGGAAGAACAAGAACGUCUUGCCAAGGAAGAAGCUGAUCGCAAAGCCAAGGAGGAAGAAAUCGCCCGAAAGGAAAGAGCUGCUGCUGCUGCUGCUGCUGUGGCUGAAGCUGAACGCAAGGUUAGAGAAGAUCGUGAACGCAUCAAGGCCGCCGAACGUAAAUUGGUAGAAGAAGAAAUUCAAC
Messenger RNA from Halteromyces radiatus, 1543 nucleotides. RefSeq lists its product as uncharacterized. Lineage: Eukaryota; Fungi; Mucoromycota; Mucoromycetes; Mucorales; Cunninghamellaceae. The record is from RefSeq and is a predicted model, not a curated record. The transcript has 5 exons. The annotation marks the transcript as partial.